Messenger RNA from Tachysurus fulvidraco (yellow catfish), 6906 nucleotides. It is a transcript of the gene clmpb, whose product is annotated as CXADR like membrane protein b. NCBI's taxonomy places the organism in Eukaryota, Metazoa, Chordata, Actinopteri, Siluriformes, Bagridae. The coding region runs from base 545 to 1675 and encodes 376 amino acids. The transcript is spliced from 7 exons. The record is from RefSeq and is a predicted model, not a curated record. Gene Ontology annotation, cellular component: cell surface; cytoplasmic microtubule; membrane.
ACGUGCCACUGUUUUGCGCCCUUGCCGGUUAAAACGGUGCCAGUCCGCAUUCCAGUCCGCGCGUGCUAUUGCCCCUAGUUGUUCCGAAAGCGUUCGCGAGAGCUUCGGACUCUAGAGGUCCCCAUCCUCCUCCAGCAUCCGCAGCAGUACGCUCCAGUCCUAAGCAUCAGCUCGUGCACUCUCGGACGAAAGGACAAAACGUGUUUCGAGGGAACCCGAGAGCUUGAAAGAGGCGAUUCGAUUCCAUCGAGCAGGACGUAUGGAAGAGUCCCAGGGACGCGGCUUGGUUCCUUAAAGGCGGGAGGAUAGAAGAAGAGAAGGAGGAGGAGGAGGAGGAGGAGGAGGGAGAUGGAUUCGUCUUUCACAAUAAUUUAGAUACACUGUCCUUGGCGCACGGGUCCUACCUACAUUUUUUUUUUUGUGUGCGUUCUCUUAUCCGAAAUAGUGUUGCUUAAUUGUGCGGGAGGUUUUUGCGCGCUGUAGCGCAUUAAAGUGCUUUGUUUCCAACCCCAAAGGACUUCUGUCACCUCCGUCCUGCGCCGCGAUGUCUGCUUCAUUCCAGUCCCUGUUCCUCGUGCUGCUCAGCGUGCUCUCUGUUGGGGCUCAGACAGAAAUGAAGAAGGUUGUUGGGGACAACGCGACGCUGCCGUGUCAUCACCAGUUCCGGCAGUCAAACGGACAGACGCUGGACAUCGAGUGGAUUCUGCAGAAACCCAGCUUCAAACAGCGCGUGAUCAUCACGUUUUUCAACAACGAAGUCUACACCAAUGAUAACCAGGCAGGCCGCCUGUCCUUCGCUGCAGACUACCUGAACGGCGAUGCCUCUCUUCUGAUUAACGAUCUCCAGCUGAGCGACUCGGGCGAGUACCACUGCAAAGUGAAGACGGGCGGGAAGUAUCUUUGGACCCAGGUUAAUCUCGUGGUCCUGGUGAAGCCGUCUAAGCCCCGGUGUUGGAUGGAAGGGCACUUGCUGGAGGGCAGCGAUGUGAAACUGAGCUGUAAGUCUUCAGACGGCUCCGACCCCAUCUACUAUAAGUGGGAGAGAGUCCUGGACAUGGGCAAAAGCGUGGGAAAGCUGCCGGAGUUUGCUCUAAUCGAUCUGAAGAACCCGGAGUUUGUGACGUUGAGGAACCUGAGUCACGAGAGCUCAGGCGUGUACAGGUGCACAGCCAGCAACGACGUGGGAGAGGAGAACUGUAUCAUUGAAGUUACUAUGCAGUACGUGCGAGGUGUAGGCGUGGUGGCCGGUGCUGUGGUCGGCGUGUCCUUCGGCGUCCUCAUCAUCAUCCUCAUCAUCUGGCUGGUCUUCCGCAAGAAAGAGAAAAAGAAGUACGAGGAGGAGGAGACACCCAAUGAGAUCAGGGAGGAUGCGGAGGCUCCCAAAGCUAAGCUUGUAAAACCCAACUCGCUGUCAUCUUCUCGUUCGGGCAGCUCUCGCUCCGGUGCCUCGUCCACCCAGUCCAUGGUGCACAGCACGGCUCCACGCAGCCAUCGACCCCGCCCCCCGGCCAUCUGCGCCCUCAAGGAGAACGGUCAACCCCCGGAGUUCUUGCAGUCCUCCCCAGAACCGCCCACUACCCCUAAAUUCAGGCUGCCUAAUCCACCAGUGGGCCUCGCGGUGCCCACUACAGGGGUCCUGAUGCCCCCACAGAGCAAAGCCUUUCAGACUGUGUAGGGGCAAGAAAAAAGAUCCAGUAACAUCUCUGGACAGGAAACACACACUGACUCAUCUAACUGCAGAUAUGUCGACUAUUGCAACUACCGUUAAAAGAAAUUAUGAGAGAAAAAAAACAAGCAUAAGAAGAAUUAAUACUAUAAAAUCUAAAAUCUAAAUGAAUGCAUACAUGAAAUCUUUUUAAGUGCUUGCCCGCCCACUGCUGAACUGUACAGAGAGAAAAACAUUGCCGUGUCACUCCUUAUUGCUCUUUCUCCGUCUCUUCAUCUUGCGCUCUCUGCCUGUCUGAACUUACCUUAUGUUAUUUUUAUCACUUUAUUGUUUUUUUUUUUUUUCUUUUUUUUCAGGAAGCAUAUUGAGCGACGAGCUGGAAAGAUUUGCCCCAAGUGACGCUUUAUUUAUUUAUUGAAAGUGAAGGGGCAGAGAAAGCCAGGGCAAGCCGAGUUUAUGAAAUAUCAGGGAUGAUGGGAGAAAAAAGAAAGAAGAAAAGAAAGCAUUAACAACAGCAGAUUGACGCUCUCCCCGUAGAAAGAUCAUCACUGGUGGAUUCCUGUGCGGAGUCGUUAAAAUGAGAGCGUCAGAGAGAAGACAGUCCAUUAAAACUUCUGCUGAUUCCCAUGAUGCAGUGCAGGCCCUAUAGAGAAUAAGAGGCAUUUCCAGUGACCACAUGCACACUGCAGCACAUAAAGAAAAAAUAAUUAUGAUUUUGUCAUAAUAGUUGCCAGGUAUUCGGUUACGGCACAUGUUUGACACACAACACUGUGGGACAAAUUCACCAAUUUCACAUUUAAUGUAUGUAUCUGUGUAUGUAUGGAGUCCCAUGAAGGACGGAUGUCCCAUCCAGGGGCUUCGAUCCCAGAGGUACUGGUUAUAACUAACUAAAUGAAUGAAUGAAUAAACAAUUUUUUUUUUUUUUACAUCUAUUCACAUAACAUCGAUAUUUUGCAGAUUUACAUUUCUAGACGACGUUAUGUACAGGUGUCUUGCUCUCGUGCUCGCUCAACUUUUUUUUUUUUUUAACUCUCAUUGCUUUACCAAAUAACUGUUAAGAAUUCUGAAAUAUGGGGGAAAAAAUCUGAGCGGAAAUAUUCCUGAAUGUCUUUUUAACCAAUGUAGCCAUUCGUUGUAUUUUGUUUGUUUGUUUUGUUUCCUUUCUAGAAUAUCCAAUGAUACUUUUCUAGCACUCGAGGCACAAAUAACUGAAUAUAUGGUAACAUCACCGUGCUGUGGAUAAGAGCUGGCAGCGGCAGGAACUUAUCUACAGCACCGGUGCGCAUGGAGGUUCUCGUGUAGGACUUUUCCGAUCAUGCUUUAAGAAGACAGCUGCCUGUUUUGUGUCAGUGACUCGUCGGGUUCUCGGGACAGCGCUGCCACAGGGCCGGUCAUUCUCCUCGUCCCGAAGUCCUUCCCAACCAUGUAGGUGCAUCUGAACACACAAGUAGCCUAUGUUGUGUGCCUUUGAGAUUUUACCUAUCCUGUGCAUCUGCUGACCCCAAAGCCAACCUUUUUGUAAGCACCGGCCCUGUGCAGGCUGGACGGCGAGGACGAGGUUGGACCACAAGGCAGUUGCUCCCUUUCAUCUAGAUCUAGUGUACAGUACAUACGAUGUUUUAUAUUGUACAUAUGAAUAGUUAAUCACACACAAUAUCCUUUUACAUGAAUGAGCGGUUGUCAAGAUCAACUGACAUAGAUACUGUAAAUGAAUACUAAAGCAUUUUUAAGGACUAUUUAGGGGGUCAGUCUACUCUGGGAGCCACUAGAACUAGUCUCUUCGUUACGAAUGACAAAUAACAGCGUCUCUCUCUUUCACUGUCUGUUUGGACUCAUUAGAAUCCAUAUCGAGUCUCAGUCUGGACUUUCACAUCAGUUUUUCUAUUCAAUUACAGCUAGAGUGAUUUAAAAAAAAAGGCACAAAGAAAUACGGAUGGGGAUUUAGAUCCCGAGUCAGAGGUGACAGUGGAGGGAAAGAAAAAGAAAUAAGGAUGAGGAUGAAAUCUUGACAGGAAGAAGGACUCCAGUUCUGGGUGAAACUAGAUAUUGAGAUUACACCGUAAAUCGUUACACUAUCAGUCUCUAUGAUUUAGCAGUUCUUUUUGUUUUCGUUCAUUUUGUUUAUUCAUAAAUUAUUGGGUGGAAUUUAAUUGUAAAAUCAAUUUCACAGAGAUUUAGUUCAUUGGCAUUAUUUAAACGUGAUCGGUAAUAUUUUAUUUAUAUCGGAUUCCUUUCUUUUAGCACUGAACAGAACACAUUCAGUCCCAGCAAACAACAUUAAUAUGCAGUGGUGGAAUUGUACUUUAUUAUUAUAUAUCAAUCUUAUUAAAUGACUUCUUACUCCUUAUAUUUUUACCUCAAACUUUUACGCUAUACAUCAAACUCACGCUCGUUCUUUAUUAUAGUAAACAUGUUGCGUGCGUGUUUCGGUUUGCUAAUGUACCGUACAAACACUCGAAAUGAGACGUCUCCUUCUCCAACCCAAAUAGUACAUUUUUAUAAAUUUGAUAACGAGCUGUCUGUAUUUAAUCAAGUUAACUCGUUUAAAUUGCUGAUGUCAGGGUCGAUUAGCAUGGAGUCCCGUAGCUAGCAUAACUGGCUAGAAUUCAACUCCGGUUCUAACGCAUGCUAAUGAUUGAUUUUUAACAAUUGUCAACAAAAACAAAAUAUACACAAAAAGCAAACAUAGAAAAACAUAGUUGCAUUAAAACAAAAAUCAAUGUUUUUUUUUUAUAUUAAUAAAAACUUUGAUUAACUUUUAAUAUUAACUUCAAUAUUAGGACAUUUUAAUUGGCUUCUUUUUUAUUAGUAAAAAUCUUUUUUGUUGUUGUUGUUGUUUAUAGUUUUUUGGCUGGAUUCCAGAUUUUGACUUUAAAUAUAAUUUCUCACCCAGUGCAUUUUCCACCUCUGGUUAUACAAUAUAUUUAUUACAGCUUUAUAUUGAGAUUUAUUUUAUAAUUUAUAUAUAGCCUGAAAUUCAGCAUGACCCUGAUCAGGAUAAAGUACUUACUGAAGAUUUAUGUGUUUGAGUUUAGAGGCUGGGAUUAAAGCCAAGGGACCAGUCCAGUCCAAUCCAGUCCAGUCCAAUCCAGUCCAGUCCAAUCCAGUCCAGAGUAUACGAGUUUAAUAAUACAUGCAAAAACUGGGGUUGUAAUUUCUAAUGGCAUCUAUGCAUCUAAGUAACUAAAAAAAACACACAACUCACCCUCCCAUAGAUUGCUCGUCUAAGCUUGAUUUCACAUCUUCCUGUAACCUUACUCCAUAAUUGUAUUACACACACACACACACACACACACACACACAGUAGUCUUACUUUUAUUUAUGACCACAAACUUGGCCAAAAAAGAACUGUCUCUAUUUCGCAAACACACACACACACACAUACAAACACACACAGACACACAUGAACAAACACAUACAUACACACAUACUGUAUGCAUAUACAGUACAUACACACAUACAAACACACACAAACAAAAACACACAGACACACACACAAACACAGUAGUGUUACUUCAUGUCCACACACUUGGCCAGACAAUAUAUAUAUCUCUCUCUCGCACACACACAGACACACACACACACUUGUGUUCUUACUUCCAAUUUAAGCGAGUGCUUGCAGCACGGUGUUGCAAGGUGCAGUGGCAUCGCUAAGUGUGAUGGAUGUGCUGUCAGCAGGGUGGAGGAUGAAGUAUGGAGCUGAGCCAGCAGGGAACACGGGCAAGACGCUGCGUAGCUUUAACCCCACUCCACUACACUGUAUCCACACAUCAAACCGCUCCUCAUGACAAAAGUGUGUGUUUGUCUGAAUCUCCAACAGCCUUCUCUGUGGGCCCGGCUCCUCAUCUGUUUAUGGUACCAUUUAUGAGUGUGUGUGUGUGUGUGUGUGUGUGCUGUCUCUGCACCAGCACUCGGACCCAAGGAAAUGAAAACAAGCUUUCCUCCAUCUGUUCUUCACAUCGGACUCUCUGGGUCUCAGGUGGCAUUUUAGCCAGUUUAUGAGUCUCUGUUCCAGGCGGCUCUACAUCUUCACACUCUCUCGCUCGCUCGAGCAUCAGGAACUGAUACGCAAACUCCAACAUGGCUCGAGAUUUCUAUAAUAUCAUAUUCGACAUAUUUGAUCAUCAUGUUGUGGGAAUGGUGAGGUUUUUAAAAGACGCUCACGGAUGCUGGUUUCCAGUAAGAGAAGUGAUUACUGUACAUCAUUAUUGUAGAAGCCCGACACUUGUGCUAGUUAGUAGUGUACAGCAUUAACAUUAACGCUGGCUUACUCAUGCUAUUAUUAUAACUUGCUUUAUGAGUUUAGUCCAAACUCUGCUACUGUUAAACUUUUUGACUAACUUCUGUCUACUCACUGAUGGUUUCCGGGUCAUUUUGGAGAACUUGCUAAAUGACUGAAUCUGAGCGUAUUUCUGUUGCAUCCUGGGAAAACCCUCACGCUGGAAAGUAUUUUCUUCAAAUCAGUCUGCUGUCAUCUCUACAGAGUGUGUAAGUGCUCUUCUUUGUUUUGAUGAUGAUGAUGAUGAUGAUGGUGAUGAUGAAAGCACAGGAGCAUCACAGACAUUUUUACAGCCCUGAUAUGAUCACAAACUACAUUCGAUUUAGAUUAUUUUAUCUUCUCUGUCAUGCAGCUACAGUACACGACAUGACUUCUUCAGUCAGACUGUUUGACUCGAUCGUGAUCUUUGCAGGAAGACACCAAGACACCAAUUUAGAAAGCAGCCUUAGUAAAAAACGUCUGGUUUUCCCAGAACGCCACGACUUCCACAAAUCCAAAAAAAUAAAAAAUCAUUCCACAGAUCUAUUAAAGGUGAUGGAACUUAAUGUAAUACUGUAAUCCUAUAACUAAUAAAAAGAAUCUUUCUCUCUUUUAAAGGAAGAUGAAGAUAAAUAUAUAUGGUUUAUUGGAGCAGAUAUUGGGUUCGCUUUGAAGUGGUGUUUUCUUUGUUUCACCGAGAUUCGUCUUUCUUUCUCUCUGAGUUUGUUCCAUUCAGUUUCUCUUCAUUACAGACCUCAGUGUUAGUACAGACUGUAGAGGAGGAUGAGUAGACUCCAGUAAAUGUCCCUUACUUUCCCUUACUUCAGCUUUAUGGUAUUUUUUUUCUCUCCAAACCGGUCCAUUUGUUCUCAAAGUGACCCAGUCUUGUAAAUAAAUCCGUCACAACUUAAAAAAAAUGUAUAUUUUUACGGAUUCUGAGAUAUUACUACUUUGUUUGCAAAUAAAAAUAUUCAACAAGUUC